This is a messenger RNA of Antechinus flavipes (yellow-footed antechinus), 2416 nucleotides long. RefSeq names its product NSE4 homolog A, SMC5-SMC6 complex component (gene NSMCE4A). Lineage: Eukaryota; Metazoa; Chordata; Mammalia; Dasyuromorphia; Dasyuridae. The transcript is spliced from 9 exons. Gene Ontology annotation, biological process: DNA repair. Gene Ontology annotation, cellular component: Smc5-Smc6 complex; nucleus. Bases 1363 to 2346 code for a protein of 327 amino acids. The record is from RefSeq and is a predicted model, not a curated record.
UCCACCCCUUCCCCCAGAUGGCAAGCAGUCCUUUACAUGUUGAAUGGGUUGCAGUAUAUCCUAGAUACAAUAUUUGUGUGCAGAACCGAACAGUUCUCUUGUUGCACAGGGAGAAUUGAAUUCAGAAGGUAUAAAUAACCCGGGAAGAAAAAAAAAAUGCAACCAGUUUAUAUUCAUUUCCCAGUGUUCUUUCUCUGGGUGUAGCUGCUUCUGUCCAUCUUUGAUCAAUUAAGGCUCUCUUUAUCGAAGAGGUCCACUUCCAUCAGAAUACAUCCUCAAACAGUAUUGUUGUUGAGGUAUAUAAUGAUCUCCUGGUUCUGCUCAUUUCACUCAGCAUCAGUUCAUGUAAGUCUCACCAGUCCUCUCUAUAUUCAUCCUGCUGGUCAUUUCUUACAGAACAAUAAUAUUCCAUAACAUUCAUAUACCACAAUUUGCCCAGCCAUUCUCCAAUUGAUGGGCAUCCAUUCAUUUUCCAGUUUCUAGCCACUACAAACAGGGCUGCCACAAACAUUUUGGCACAUACAGGUCCCUUUCCUUUCCUUAGUAUCUCUUUGGGGUAUAAGCCCAGUAGAAACACUGCUAGAUUGGUGAAUAAUUUUGAAAAAUUGAGUACUAAAUAAAUCAAAGGAUGACUCUCCAAUUCAUUUUUCAUUAUUAAAUAGAAUAUGAGAAUUGCUAUAUUUCCACAUAUGGUUUUAUGAAAAGUGAGGACGUAUAAAAGGUAAUGAGAGACAGUGCUAAACAGAAAGUAUAACCCUCCUCUUCCCCCCCCCCUUCCCCCUCAGCCUGGGGCAUCUACGUGGGACGUCAGCUGCAAACUCCUGGGCACAGAGUCUUCACUCGGGGUCCGUAAAAAUAUUUUUCCACGAGGCAAUCAGGGUUGUGUCUUUAAUUGAAUUCGAACUCAGGUCCUGCUGACUCCAGAGCCCUAUCUCUACUCUUUGUAACUAUCCCUUGCUAUUAUUUAAAAAAAAAAAUUCUGGUAACUAUUUCCGAAGAAUUGGCUUCUAUUGCAAUCUUAUGCAUUUUAUUUUCUGCACUUGAAAACAUUACGAGAAGAAUCUACAGGCUUCACCAGGACACACAAAAAGGUUAAGAAUCAUUGGAGUGGGGAAGCCGUGACAACCUUCACCCACAGGGGGUGCACCCAAGGACUACGUUUAUAAAUCAAACGCGUUUUGUGCCUCCUGGACCACCGUCCUCCUAUUAAUUUGGAACAGGAAGAGCCAUUAUCUAAUCUAAAAGCGGGAAGCCACGGGGAGAUACCGCGCAUGCGUACCACCGCAACUUUCUCCCUUCCCCCUUUCUUCUCUCAGGUUAACAGCUACUCUUCUCCGGGAAGAAACUGCGGGUAUUGGGAUCAUGUUGAGCAACUACGGCCGCGGCACCCCCCGGGCGGGCACCAGCCGGCAGCGGGACUCGCUCCCGCCGGCCCCACGAGAAGCGAGCGGCUGUCGGACUCUGCAGCGUAGCCAGGGUAUCGACGACCGCGGCGAUGGCGUCGAGGCAGCGGAGGAUGAGACCUGUCCGGCCCCCGAUCCGAACUUCGAGCUGGAGGGCGACGACGGCAAGCGACGCCUGAUCCGCCACCAGUACCGCGAGCUCAUCCACAACGUGCAACAACAACGAGAAGAUAUGUUGAGUUCAAAAAGCAACAAAUUAACAGAUGCCCUUGAACAAGCUAACCAGCUGUUUAACAGAGUGUCCCAAGCACGAGAAGCAGCCCUUGAUGCUCAGUUUCUUGUUCUGGCUUCCGACUUGGGUAAAGAAAAAGCAAAUCAGUUGCAUUCUGAUAUGACCUUAUUUGAUCCAACAUCAUAUGCUGAAGAUUUACUUAAGUAUAUGGGCCUAAAUCGGCUUGAAGUACAAGAAAGUGAUAGUGAGGAAGAACCUCUUCAUAUUGGAUUUUUACCUGAAGAUUCCUGGCUGAGAGUAGGAAUAAUAUCAGUAAAAUUCUUAAAAUGGGCUCCAACAUUCCAUUUUUUGUUUGGUUCAUUCAAGACUGAUCCUCCUGUGCCAAAGCAACGUAGUGAACGUCAGAGAAGAAAAGAUAAGAUAGAAGAAGAAAGGGCCAUGCCUGAUGAGUUGAAAAAAAUGGAAGAGUCACAACAAGAGGCUACAGAAAAAGAGGUAGAAAGGAUCUUGGGAUUACUGCAGACCUAUUUUAGAGAAGAGCCUGAGACUCCUAUAUCCUUCUUUGACUUUGUGAUUGAUCCAAAUUCUUUUGCCCGAACUGUGGAAAAUAUUUUCCAUGUUUCCUUCAUUAUAAGGAGCCUAUUACCCAGGGUAAUGAGGAAAGUGAACAACAAAAUACCCAAAUCAGGCACCAAGAUGUUAUAUCACUGAGUUACCAAGACUGGAAGGACCUUGUGAGAACUUUUGAAAUUUCACAGCCUAUGAUCUCUCCUCCAUGCUG